Molecule: messenger RNA, 231 nt
Organism: Brugia pahangi
Lineage: Eukaryota; Metazoa; Nematoda; Chromadorea; Rhabditida; Onchocercidae
Source: the annotation of a GenBank genome assembly
AUGUUCAUUAUCGUUGUUUCGUCAUACACUAUCACACCAUAUUAUCAUUAUCAUAAUUAUCACUAUUUUGUCGAUAUUUCAACUUGUGAUCUUUUAACGUACGCAAUCGGAAUAACCGAUUUUUUCACUCAGGUUUCGAAACAAAAAUUAACAGACAAUGGGGUUAGCUACUGGAAAUUGUUAGAAGAAUGCAUUCAGUUACAUUGCAAUUUAUCAAAUCUCUCUUCUUAA